CCCAUGGAACACUCCGCCCGUGCUACCUCUCGAUACUGAAGCUGUACGCGUCCUUUCUUUGCGCCCGUCUCCAAUGGGCCACAACAAUGCUGUAUAGUUAUUAGAAUGGACGUUUCUCGCAAUGUAGCCAAGACCGUGGCCUCGCGGUCUGCGAACUGGACCACCAGAAUAAUUGGGACUACUGCGACAUCUUCCUCUACUUUUUCUCAUUCAGCACCACUUUUUAAUAAUAGGGGGAUUAUCACUCUACCCAGCAAUGUUCGACAUGGCAGACAUAGUUUAAUAUCUUCGAAUACUGGCUACACGUUCAUAAACAAGACGUUUUGUAGCAGGGGGCUGCAGACCAUUUCAAGCCCCAAAGCCACAUCUCAGAGCACCCAAUUGGCACAGGAAGGAGGAAACCUUGAAGCUUCAGCUGUCAGCGUAGACAAUGCGUUGCCAUUCCCGAAAGUCCCGCAACCUCCGAAACUACCAAUCCGUGAGCGACUUCGCCGCUGGGAAGCCGAAAACAUUUCUGAAGUCCCUGUCUUGAACGUGUCCUUUGACCAGGAUCAUGCCAAACAUGGGGAAGUUACCAACCUAUACACUCGGCCGGUCGAAGGGGAUCAGAUCCGGGAGGUUGAUGAUGGACAGCAGCUUGAAGAUCCACCUCUGCCUUUGUUCGAGGGAGGUGAUUUGGUGGGAUUUGGGAGUGAGCGAUCGUUCUUGCUACGAGGAGACCUUGUAGAGCUACGAACAAGUGAUGGCCUUCGAAUUGAACUCGCAAUCUUCGUCCGAGAAUUGGGGAUACAAUCCCAGUUUUAUACCAUGUCAGGACGAUGGGUUCACAAAGUAUCUCGAAAUGCUAGAUUUUUUGUGCCAAACUUCGUCUCUCCUGAGGAAGUUGACCCUCUCAUAGCCUACCUCCCUGAUGCGGAUGUCCCAGAGGCUAUACAAGACAGAUUACAGAGCUUUGAAAAUGCUCUUCCCAGGUCGAUCGGAGCCCCGCUGCUACAGAAGAUGGCCGACUUUGGGCAUGAAGCCGAUGCUGUUUAUCGCGAGAAUUUGGACACCCUUGAUAAUGCUUAUAACAUUGUGGCAUUACCACAGCAGGUACGCCAUGUGAGCUUGCCGAGACUUACCAAGGAAAUUUUAAAGCUUCCACGAAAUACGAACACCGAAAGUAUUGCACCAGCAACGCUAUAUGCAGUAUACCGCACUAUCAUGAACGAAGGCAUGGGAUUUUCUGUGCAAACGGCCGGAAAUACGCGUUCGUGGGGCCUCUUUGAAAUUGUACCAAGAAGGAUAAUCGACAGCAUCAAAAUGGUCACUAGAAUCAUAAGGAGCUGGCAAGUGCACACGGUCACUUCAGCUCGCGACGGUGAAUCAGAAAUUCGCCCCCUAGGCCAAUUCAUGGCUGAAUUCGAAUCAUUUCUCGAAACAGCUCGCCGUGCCAUCGACGUCAGCCGAAAAAGCCGUGCUUCGACUAUGAGCGGCCAGGUUGGCCCUGCUGGCGCGGUUGUUGACCCGGGCGGCCCUGUUAAGUUUAUCGAGCAACAUUUCGACACGUCUGACCUGAAGUACAUUCGGUUCAUGAAGUGUUGGGUUGCCUGGGAUACAUUCUCUCAUAGCUCUCCUAUGAAUGGCAUCGGCUCGGCUAUAUUACGGGCCACAGGGCGAUACGACGUACAGUCUUUGAAUCGGUCAACGGGAUGGCAGUUUUUGCAAGAGAUUGGCAUCAUCGCGCCGUGGGAAACGAAGGCAUCCUUUGAAUUGCGACUGCCAGGGUAUGGGUACUAUAAACAUGCAAUGACCGAGAAACAAAGCGGCAAAGAACCGGAAGAUGGACUGGCAGGAAUGAGAAAGGACUGGAAAGAACAAACGGUUUACUGUAUUGACGAUACAGGGGCUCAUGAAAUCGACGAUGGCGUUUCAAUUGAAGCUUCUGAAACUGAAGGACAGCACUGGGUCCACAUACAUGUGGCUGACCCAGGAUCCGUGUUCGGUCUUGACAGCUACCCAGCGCGAAGAGCAAAGGAAGCCAUACAAACGGUUUACAUGCCUGAUCGAGUUAUCCCAAUGUUGCCGGAUAGCAUUGUCCAGGAGAAGCUCAGUCUGGCUCCGAAUAGGCCAACGCUGACCUUCAGCGCAAAAAUGAACGAGAAAGGAGUGAUGAUCGACCACAAGAUUACUGCGGGCACGAUUCGAAAAGUUGUCUACCUCACACCGGCUACGCUUGCAGAACUACUUGGGAACAAGGUUACUGACCCAAAGGAGGUCCUAGCAGUGGGUGACAGCGAGACUAUAACAAGCUUCAAUGACGGCGUCAUGCACCGUGACAUGGCCUCGUUGGACAGCCUCUCUGCCUCAGACAAAGCGAACCUAAAGCUGCUUGCCUCACUCGGUGACGCACGGCGCAAGUACUCAUUACUCCGUGGCGGCAUUGACCUAAACAACGCCCGCGCCUCUGUUAUUGUCAAGAUCGACAAAGACAUUGAUGUAGACUGCUACAACUCCCCACGCAACUCAACCCACGUCCACAGUGACCCUUUCAUCUCAAUAUCAAUCCCACCCGCCAGCGACGAUGGCCCAUCUAUCUACGGACCGGUAACUAACUUGAUGACACUCGGGGGUGAAAUCGCCGCUGCCUGGUGCUCGGCACGCAACAUCCCCAUCAUCUAUCGAGUCACACAGGCUCACCCUGACAAACCCGACCCAGGCGCCUUUUUCAGGGCAAACGUUCUUCCAUACGUCUUGCGCGGCGAAAGCGUGCCCAAGAAUGUACAGUCAGCGUACGUUAUGGCCCAAGGUCCCGUGCUACCCAGCAGCGUGCCUGGGCCACACGUCGCGCUCGGCGUGGAGAUGUACACGAAGUGCACGAGUCCGCUGCGGCGGUACUCGGAUCUCCUCGCGCACUGGCAGAUUCAGGCUGCUCUAUUGGAGGAAGCAAAAAUAGGGGAGAGCUUGGUUGGGAGCUCACGUGAGGACUACCUCCCCUUUAACAAAGUUAAGGUUGAUGGCCUGAUUCCGAAGAUGGAGGGGAGGGAAAAGGCACUUGGAGCAGCGAGGCGCGGGGCAGAACGCUCAUGGGCACUACAGGCUGUGUUGAGAGGGUGGAAGUUUGGGCAGAGCAAGGGGUGGAGGGAUGAAUGGGAGUUUCGAGUAUUGGGCAUGAUGGGUGGGAUGGUGAACGGAUUUGUUGACGGUUUAGGAUUGAUGGCUAUGAUGGAUAUGCCGGCAGGCAUGGAACCCGACGACAUAGGUGAAGGUGAUGUGUUCACUGCGCGGAUUAAAAAAGUGUCUCCGUACGAGAAGUCGUUGUUGAUGGAGCCAGUAACGCGAGUCAGCACAGCGGGGUCUGUGGAACAAGGCGAGUAGGAAAGUAAAUCAUGGGGGACACGGGAAGGAAUCUUCAAUCAAUAAAUUCAUCAAGGGAC
This is a messenger RNA of Pseudogymnoascus verrucosus, 3416 nucleotides long. RefSeq lists its product as uncharacterized. Gene Ontology annotation, biological process: mRNA catabolic process. Lineage: Eukaryota; Fungi; Ascomycota; Leotiomycetes; Thelebolales; Thelebolaceae. The transcript is spliced from 3 exons. Gene Ontology annotation, molecular function: RNA binding; 3'-5'-RNA exonuclease activity. Bases 106 to 3357 code for a protein of 1083 amino acids. Gene Ontology annotation, cellular component: P-body; exosome (RNase complex). The record is from RefSeq and is a predicted model, not a curated record.